Suillus subaureus is the source of this 2127-nucleotide messenger RNA. RefSeq lists its product as uncharacterized. Bases 439 to 2076 code for a protein of 545 amino acids. Lineage: Eukaryota; Fungi; Basidiomycota; Agaricomycetes; Boletales; Suillaceae. The record is from RefSeq and is a predicted model, not a curated record. The transcript has 3 exons.
UUGAUUCAGACUCUGGCCUUACCAAGUUACUUACCCGGCCAACCACAUAUUCAAACGUUGACGAUGACAGGCGCUAACUACAUGGGAGGGAAAAGGAAUGCUGCUCGAGCGCGGACCAAAGACAGUACAGGUCGCGUUCAGAAGCGACAUUUUGGUCAACAGAGGUUGGCAGCUGCGUUAUGCAACACAAAGGAAGAAAGGGGAAGGCCUGAAAGGAUGUCCUUGAAAUCUGUUUUACAUCAAAUCAAUCUUGCUCAUGCACAACGAGACGCGAAAAUCAAAGGCAGUCACCCCUCCAUAGCGCAUAGUACAAACACAUCGCGCGAUCCAUCAUUCGCCCACGGCACCUCAUUUAGCACCUCAAAGCGCCGCGAACAACCUUCAAAGAUACUUCAAACGCUUGAUUUUUCUAAUCGUAUGUGAUACAUCCCCUGAUAUAUGUCGACCUGUCUUAAAUACUAUGCGCUGAUCGUGUCAGCGGUGGCCUAUCGUGAUGCAAUUGACCGCAUAUUAUCAAUCCCUCUUUCAGAAAUGAUUGGCAUUCCCCUGCAAGGAAAGUCACCCCACGCCGAAGAUGGAGGCCCUGGCAUUGAUCCCGACGAAGAUCUUCCCCUGCCCAUCGAUGCUGACAGCGAGUCGGACGUUCAGCUUGAAGGAACGUCUUGUGACAGUUUCUUUCACACCAGUCGAUCUUCAGGAAGCGCCAGCCAUUUGUUCCCAAUGGAUAACAAUGAUAAUAGACAAAUUUACAACAAUCAUCUGAGCCGACGAAUGUCGCAGCCUUCUUCGCCGGACCAUUCAAGUAUGGUCACUAGUCAUGAGAGUCCGCUACGGAGCACCGAGGCAGAUGGUCUCCACGGAAGCUGGGUGGACGAUUCAGGUUAUGCCGACAUGGAUACUACUGAGCCCAGAAACCUUCCUGGAACCAUACUCACCCACGAUCUUUUAGACCCGCAGCGGUAUCCCUCACCCCCGUUAAACAGCUUUCCGUUUUCUUUUGGUUCUCAUUCUCAAGGAACAGAGGAGUACAUUCUUGACAUGGACACAUCACCACCCUCAUCGCAGGGCUCCUUUUCACAGUUGCGUGGUGGAUGGAGUUCCAAUCACGAGCAUUUCUUACGACAGUCGUCGUCCUCCUCGACUUCUCCGAUUGUUUCCCCUGCACCCGUCGUUACGCACGAUUAUCCUGAGUCCUUCGGAUGGGAUAGCUCCAUCAAGUGCGACAGUCCUAUAUCACAGUCUCUUUGCCACAUGAGUGAUGUUAAGCAAACUUCUGCUUCAUCCUUCCAAACACAAUGCGCUCUUAUUACUCCUCAGAAGGCUCAGAAGAUGCUAUACACUGCCAAAACUUCAGAAGCGGUUGUGAAAUCCUUCGAUGAUAUAUCUAUUACAAGACAUCGUCGACCUUUUCAGCCCCCAUAUUCUGCCACUCGAACAGAACCUGUAGAAUCACAUUCUUUCAAUUCAUCGCACAGAUUUUCUUCUUUCGGCGGCUCAGAUACACAUGACCCAGGAUUGCCUUUGGACAUUCUCAACGACCCGGACCCAUGGGCGACCAUCGGAAAAAUUCUAAACCUUGAAGUCGUAAAGGUGCGCAACAAUGAUGACAUCACCUUUACUCGCGGUCGGGAGGGUGUCGGCUAUGUCAGGCAUCGUUUGGACGAAACAGCGCAUAUAUGGAAUCUACCACGUAAUUCUACGAUAAGCCUGCGAUCGAUCAAGUCAGAAAGCGACUAUCAACCCAAGGCGACGAUGAACGACGAAGUAGAAGAGCGCUUGGGGGAAACCACCGACCAUUGUCGCCAUCAUUCUCAACAUUCUGAAGGUUCACAGUCGGAGGAAAGACCUUCGUCUGAUCACUCCAAUCUCGCCAAAGACAUGAAACUCACAGCUCAGAACGAGCCACUUUGUACGUUGACCGUGGCAGAGCCGGAGAUGCAAACAGAAUCACCUUGCAUCCCUACCGCACUCUCACAUCGAGUCUCACCCCAGGAUGUACAAUGCGGUAGAAUAGAUGACGAUGAUAUGUAUGGGGGGCCAUGUUUAUUUGGGGACUCUGACGAAGAAGAUGAAUAGUUUUCGAUAGAACAUUUUGCACCAGUCUCGUAGUAUGAUACAGUUGCGGAC